Messenger RNA from Pteropus alecto (black flying fox), 654 nucleotides. RefSeq names its product olfactory receptor 8J2-like. Gene Ontology annotation, cellular component: membrane. The record is from RefSeq and is a predicted model, not a curated record. Gene Ontology annotation, molecular function: odorant binding; G protein-coupled receptor activity; olfactory receptor activity. Gene Ontology annotation, biological process: sensory perception of smell; G protein-coupled receptor signaling pathway. Lineage: Eukaryota; Metazoa; Chordata; Mammalia; Chiroptera; Pteropodidae.
AUAUCCUACUAUGGAUGUGCAGCCCAGGUGGGUGGAUUCUUAGUUUGUAUCGUGGCCGAGGUUUUCAUGCUGGUUGCAAUGGCUUAUGACCGCUACGUGGCUAUUUGCAAUUCCCUGUGCUACAUGGUGGUGGUGUCUCCACAGAUCUGCCUUCUGCUGGUGUCCCUCACGUACUUCCACAGUCUGACCACAGCACUCACUGUCUCUUCCUGUGUAUUCUCUGUGUCCUAUUGCUCUUCCAAUGUAAUCAACCAUUUUUACUGUGAUAACAUCCAUUUGUUGCCAUUGUCCUGUUCUGAUAUUUACAUUCCAGAAACAGCUGUGUUUGCCUUUUCAAAGACCAAUUUGUUUUUCUCUAUGAUUAUUGUUCUAAUAUCCUACUUCAACAUCAUCCUUGCCAUUUUGAGGAUACGUUCCUCAGAGGGGCAACGAAGCUUUUCCAACUGUGCGUCUCACGUGACGGCUGUCACUGUGUUCUACGGGACUCUUCUCUUCAUGUAUUUGCAACCGAAGACCAACCACUCAUUAGAUACAGAUAAAAUGGCCUGGGUCUUCUACAUGCUAGUGAUAUCAAUGCUGAAUCCCCUCAUUUACAGCCUAAAGAAUAAGGAUGUGAAGGACGCAUUGAAGAGAUUCUUGGAUAACCCAUGUUAA